AUGAAAGAGAGGCUCCCCGACAAUAUUCCGAUGAAGGGACUGAUCUCCAGAUGUCUGGAUGCUUCUCAGCCAUGCGCUAGUCUCGAUGAGGAUUGGAAGAUCGGCAUUGGAAUUGCCUUGCGAUCAUAUGCUGAAAAUGAUAAACCAAAAAUUGCUAAAUUGGCGCGGGAAUUCAAUAUUCCGUACCAGUUGUUGCGCGGUCGGAUCAAUGGUGCAAAAUCGCAAAAAGGCCGUACAGGCACCCACAAAGCAUUGGAUGCUGAGCAAGAGGAGGCGGUAAUUCAGUGA
Molecule: messenger RNA, 288 nt
Organism: Penicillium psychrosexuale
Lineage: Eukaryota; Fungi; Ascomycota; Eurotiomycetes; Eurotiales; Aspergillaceae
Exons: 2
Coding region: 1-288 (95 amino acids)
Source: RefSeq, a predicted model, not a curated record